AUGCGAUUCUCUGCUCAUAGUCGCGGUGGCUCCUCCCCCUUGUCUGCCUGUUUCCACCCUUCCGCCAUUGACGAUACUCCGUCGUCUCUUCCAUCGCCGUCAACUCUACCGUAUUUCGCCAGCGACCUUCCAAAUCAGACCACCACUUGCCAUUACCAUACUAACGUGGGCGUUUUCUUCCUCUCAUGGUCUCAGGCUUUCCUUCGUCGUUCUCUCCACCUCCAUUUCUACUCAUGUCACUCUGUAAAUUGCUAUCUCCACUCUCCCGAUUGCUACCGUCACUCCGUUCCAUUCACUUUCCGACUAGAAAUCAAACCCUUGACCUUCUGGAGAAAACAUGGUUCCAAGAAGAUAUCUAGAAAACCCGAAAUUCGGGUCGUGUGGGACCUGAAACAUGCAAGAUUUGGAUCAGGACCCGACCCGGAAUCCGGAUUUUACGUCGCGGUCUUCGUCUCCGGUGAUGUGGGUCUUCUCAUCGGAGAUUCUCUAAAACAGAGGCCGAAGAGGCAAAUCUUGGUGUCAAGAAGAGAGAAUCUGUUUGGAAACAGAGUAUACUUAACAAAUAUCAAGAUUAAGGGAAAAGCCAGAGAGAUUAGAAUAGACGUUAAGGUUCAUGACGAUGCUUAUCUCCGGUUUAGCGUAGAUGGUAAAAGUGUUUUGAAGAUUAAGCAGCUUCAGUGGAAAUUCAGAGGAAAUACUAAGAUGAUGAUCGACGGUGUGACGAUACAGAUAUCGUGGGAUGUGUACAACUGGUUGUUUGGUGACAAGGAUAAGGUUAGCCAUGAGAAAGUCCCAGCCGUGCUCUUACUCAGGUUCGAGAACCAAGAUGCGGUGGGAAACGAUGUGUUGAUGAUGAAGAAGCGUGAGAGAGAUGACGUUGUUUUGCGGAAGGAGAACACUCGAACGCUUUCGUUUUGGGCGUCUUCAUAUGCUCACUGGUCUUCUUCUCUAAUGGAGUGGUCGAGUUGUAAGGAGGAAGAGGAGAGGAGCUUUGGACAUAAGUCUUGGUUCUCUUUGAUUGUCUACGCUUGGAGGAAGUAA
Molecule: messenger RNA, 1041 nt
Organism: Arabis nemorensis
Lineage: Eukaryota; Viridiplantae; Streptophyta; Magnoliopsida; Brassicales; Brassicaceae
Source: the annotation of a GenBank genome assembly